Molecule: messenger RNA, 381 nt
Organism: Phytomonas sp. EM1
Lineage: Eukaryota; Euglenozoa; Kinetoplastea; Trypanosomatida; Trypanosomatidae
Source: the annotation of a GenBank genome assembly
AUGCCGCACCAGCUCCAGUCCACCGGCCAGAUCGGCUGCGAGGGCUGCCACCGCACCCUCGCCUACCCCAUCGGCGCCCUUUCCGUCCGGUGCCCGAUGUGCUCCACCGUUACCACCGUCUAUCAGUUCAGCGUCACCUGUGUUUGCUGCCGCUGCGUGUUGAUCCUUCCACAGAACACGAGCCUCGAGAUGUGCCCGCGAUGUCGGACGGUGAUGUUGAUCCCCGCGAGCAUCCGCGAGGGUGGGGCCGACCCCCGCAUACCCCCGCGGCAGUGCGUCUACAUUGACAAGCCUCCCACCAUUGAUGCAUCCGGCCGGAAGGUCACCCACCUCGCCGUCGGCCCCAAGAUCGACAGCGACGCCACGAAGGACGCAGCGUAG